CCGGGGUCAGAGGUGACGGCGGGGCCGGAAGCGGCGCCCGGCGGGACCCGGACCCGGCACCGGGAGGUGACGCUGCCGUGGCCGAUGUCCCCGGAGCCGAGCCCGGAGGAUGAGCAAACCCACGGAGCUGCAGCACGACCUGGAACGAAGCCUCCCAGCCAUUGCCUCCAUCAGCUCCUCCUUCUCCCAGAGCCAGGGCUUCUCCCCGUAUUUCUUCUCCCCUGAGAAGAGAAAAGCCAUCUCAGAUGUGAGGAGGACAUUCUGCCUCUUUGUCACCUUCGACCUGCUCUUCAUCUCCCUGCUGUGGAUCAUCGAGCUGAAUACCAAGGUGGGCAUCAAGGACAACCUGAAGGAUGAAAUCAUCAACUACAAAUUCAAGACCUCGUUCUUUGAUAUCUUUCUCUUGGCUCUGUUUCGUUUCGUUGUGCUGCUCCUGGGCUACGCCGUCGUCCGUCUGCGCCACUGGUGGGUCAUCGCGGUCACUACACUGGUAUCCAGUGCCUUCCUGAUUGUGAAGGUCAUCCUCUCCGAGCUUCUGACCAAAGGGGCUUUUGGGUAUUUGCUUCCCAUCGUCUCAUUUGUCAUUGCUUGGCUGGAGACUUGGUUCCUGGAUUUUAAAGUCCUAACUCAGGAAGCAGAAGAGGAACGAUGGUUCCUGGCAGCCCAGGCUGCAGCCUCGAGGCCACUGCUGUACCCCCGAGCCCUCUCCGAGGGACAGUUCUACUCCCCACCCGAGUCCUUUGCAGGCUCAGACAACGAGUCUGAUGAGGAAGGUGUGGGGAGGAAGGCCUUGACAACUCAGGAAAAGGAGUAUGUCCGACAAGGCAAAGAGGCCAUGGAGGUUGUGGACCAAAUCCUCGCCCAGGAGGAGAACUGGAAGUUUGAGAAAAACAAUGACUUUGGUGAUGUUGUUUACACUUUUGAAAUCCCUUUCCACGGCAAGACCUUUAUUUUAAAGGCUUUCCUGCAGUGCUCUCCUGAAAUGGUUUACCAGGAGGUGAUUCUGCAGCCCGAGAAGAUGAUCCUGUGGAACAGAACAGUGGCAGCUUGCCAGAUCUUGCAGCGGGUUGAGGACAACACGAUCGUCUCGUACGACGUGGCGGCCGGAGCUGCCGGCGGGGUGGUGUCCCCAAGGGAUUUCGUGAACGUGCGUCGGAUCGAGAGGAGGAGGGACAGGUACGUUUCCUCAGGGAUGUCGACCACGCACAGCCUGAAGCCUCCGCUCUCCAAGUACGUCAGGGGUGAGAAUGGACCUGGAGGAUUCAUCGUCCUGAAAUGUCCUGGCAAUGCCAAGGUCUGCACCUUCAUCUGGAUUCUGAACACGGAUCUGAAGGGUCGCCUCCCCAGGUACCUGAUCCACCAGAGCCUGGCUGCCACCAUGUUCGAGUUCGCCUUCCACCUGCGGCAGCGCGUGGCCGAGCUCUGCUCCAAGCCCUGAGGACAUUCCAGUGCCCUCUCUGCUCUGUGGGGACAGGGACAGGACCCUUCACCCCCUCAGGGGGUGCCUCAGCUCUUCCUCCCACCUCAGCUGCCCCAAAUGGGGGCUUGGACCCGACUGUUCUGUGCCAAAUUCCUGUCACUGCCCCCCAGCUCCGUGAGGAACAGGGGACAGAGGUGGUGGCCUGUGCCAGGCUGUGCCCCCCCAAACCUCCCCCUCCCUCCCAAACCUGCAGCUCCAGCGUGGGAUUUGCCUUAAGCAGAGACUUUGAUCCUUUUUGGGGGUGCAGGGAGGGGUGUUGGGGGUGGGG
Catharus ustulatus (Swainson's thrush) is the source of this 1748-nucleotide messenger RNA. It is a transcript of the gene STARD3, whose product is annotated as StAR related lipid transfer domain containing 3. Gene Ontology annotation, cellular component: late endosome. The record is from RefSeq and is a predicted model, not a curated record. The coding region runs from base 110 to 1438 and encodes 442 amino acids. The transcript is spliced from 15 exons. NCBI's taxonomy places the organism in Eukaryota, Metazoa, Chordata, Aves, Passeriformes, Turdidae. Gene Ontology annotation, molecular function: cholesterol transfer activity; cholesterol binding.